AUGAAACAUUUGUCGGCAUUAAAUAACCCUUUGAAGUUGAUAUGUCGUAAUACAAACCAAACCAGAAACCAGAUCUAUCUAUCUAUCUAUCUAUCUAUCUAUCUAUCUAUCUAUCUCAGUCUGUUGAUUAUCUAUCUAUCUAUCUAUCUAUCUAUCUAUCUAGUCUGUUCAUUUCUAUCUAUCUAUCUAUCUAUCAUCUAUCUAUUCAUUAUCUAUCUAUCUGAUUCCGCUGGUAACAGCCCUCGGGCUGGCGAAGAGGCCAGACGCUGUCCGCAGACAAUAAAUGUUGGAUACCCGCUUCCUAAAUGCGCCGGCUUUUGUGGGGUUGCCAUCCUCCCUAGACUGUUAAACAUGGUUCUAACACAAGAAAUGAAGGCCUCGACAACCCCUCCCCCACGAGUCGUAGGUGACCAUAAUAACACUUCUAACUUCAUGUCGACCGGGAAGACUCGCCUUCCCACGGGUGCUGCCCUGUUUGCUCGCGUACUUUCAAGCGAACAGUCAGGGUCGCUAGCCACAUGUGGAAAAUGCAUCCUGCUCAGUGGAAUGAGAUUUAAAAAAAACGGCACGACGCCUCCCGUCGCUCGCACGCCCGCACCUAAGUGCCACAUCGUUUAUCCAAAUUUACCACCCGUAUUUCGAGCUGAACUACACACGGAUGAUUUGCCGCCGAUUUCAUGUCCUUUGUUGAUGAUUGUAAUGGUUAGAAUGAACAGAUGGGCGAUGAUAAUCUGA
Acanthosepion pharaonis is the source of this 735-nucleotide messenger RNA. The record is from the annotation of a GenBank genome assembly. NCBI's taxonomy places the organism in Eukaryota, Metazoa, Mollusca, Cephalopoda, Sepiida, Sepiidae.